Molecule: messenger RNA, 957 nt
Organism: Triplophysa dalaica
Lineage: Eukaryota; Metazoa; Chordata; Actinopteri; Cypriniformes; Nemacheilidae
Product: chemerin-like receptor 1
Exons: 2
Coding region: 1-957 (318 amino acids)
Biological process (GO): complement receptor mediated signaling pathway; inflammatory response; positive regulation of cytosolic calcium ion concentration
Cellular component (GO): plasma membrane
Molecular function (GO): complement receptor activity; G protein-coupled receptor activity
Source: RefSeq, a predicted model, not a curated record
AUGGCGAACACCACUUUGGGAGCUCAAAAUCUGACCAACGUCGAAAGAAAUCACUCCACAGAGCUGACGGGAUUAUCAAAAACUGAAAUCUUUAGCAAAUGCACACAUUUUGUCAUCCUAGUCACGGGUGUGAUUGGAAACGGGCUUGUCAUCUUUGUAACCGGCUACAAAAUGAAGUCCACAGUCAAAUUCAUUUGGUUUCUCAACUUGUCGAUUGCAGAUUUCAUUUUUGUUUUGGUCUUGGUGCCCCGCAUUGUUUUAGCAUUUCAUAAUAUGGUUUGGUCUUUUGGCGAAUUCUUUUGUAAAUUCACAUCCUUAAUGUCAUUGCAAAAUAUGUUUGCCAGCGUUUUCUUUCUGACAGUCAUCAGUCUGGAUCGAUGUCUGUGCACAUGGUGUGUGGUGUGGGCUCAGAAUAAACGGACUCUAGUCAAAGCCAGAAUCAUCUGUGUGUUUGUGUGGCUUUUGUCCAUCUGCUGCAGCAUCCCUUUCGUCAUCAAACGCUCUGUAAUGAAACACUAUGGAGUGGAAUACUGCUCAUAUUCAAGCCCCAUCAAUGUCAUUAUGUCUCUGUUCAUUUACAGGUUUAUGGUGGGCUUUGUAGUUCCCUUCUUUAUCAUUGCAUCUUCAUACAUGGCUAUUGGUGUGCGGGUCAAACGCCUCAAAAGAGGAAAGCAGCUUCGGCCGUUUCGUGUCAUUAUACCUGUGAUUUUGGCCUUUUUCAUAUGCUGGCUUCCUUUUCAUGUUCAACAGUUGUGUCACAUUAUUGCACUUAAGAAUCAUUGGAGGGACAGUGUUCUAGAAGGAGUUGAGGCUGCUGGACCUUUCGUAAACUGUCUGGCUUAUCUGAACAGCUCUUUGAACCCCAUUCUCUAUGCAUUCAGGCGUGAAGACUAUAAGAAACUUAAAACAAAUCUGCUGCUGGUGCUGGAAGCGGCUUUCACUGAGGAGAAUCUCUGA